AAGAAAAGGAAAUCCCCUUUUUACAUCAAUUUUCUAUUGUAUUACAUAUGUAGGGUGUUAGUAAGCUCCUGCAUUUACUUCGUGGACGGUUAAAAAUCGACGCUGUCUGUAAAAUGUCGAAUGCCAGUGUCAGUCUAAAGUUCCAAUCCGGGCUGAGCCCCUCAGACCCUGAGGAACACCCUGUCUUCAUUGUGGGGCAGGCCCCCCAUCUCAGCACAUUGUCAUGGAGUGAUAUCAGAUGCAAGUUGGAGCCUAGAGUAACAGAGGAGGCAUGGAAACGUGGGCUCAACUUGGUUACAUCAAACGCUGGCGAGAGCUGUGAGAUAUGGGCUCGCGCAGCGUCACUGGCGUCGCUGCCGGCCCGCCGCAGCCGCCACGCCGCGCCUUCGCGAAGCCACGCACUUGCCAAACUCGUGUCUGCCAGGGCUGCUAGGAAUUAUGACGAAUUUAUUGUGCUGGUGUGCCGCAAACGCGACCUCCUCGCCUGCACAGUGGCCAUAGCGCGGUCCUUCCCUCUGUACCACGCGCGCUCCGGCCCCAGUCCUCUUGGCGGAGGGACCAAAAGCCCUCCCACUCGGAAUGUCACUGUUGAGAUACAACUCGUUAAAGAGGAUAAGGCUGAUGGAGAAUCAGAAGACGAAGGAAUCGGUCCCCUGGACCCUCGGUUGACGGACAACUCACUGUCCCCCGAAGAGCUUGCCACUAUUCAACAGACUGCUGAUUACACACGGCUAGCAGCCAAGAUAGCAGAUACCCCAUGCAACAUUAUGAAUGUUGACACUUUUAUUGAGACUGCGAUACAAGUAGCAAAAGACCUUGAUAUACAAUCUCCGGUAGUAAUCAGAGGAGAGGAAUUAAAGGAACGAGGUUUCGGAGGCAUUUACGGCGUAGGCAAGGCGGCUGAAGUGCCCCCCGCCCUAGUCUCGCUGUCGUACUGCCCACCGGGGGCCACGGAGUCCGUAGCCUGGGUCGGCAAGGGCAUCGUCUACGACACCGGUGGACUCAGCAUCAAGACCAAGACAGGCAUGGUGGGCAUGAAGGGCGACUGCGCGG
This is a messenger RNA of Hyposmocoma kahamanoa, 1053 nucleotides long. Its product is annotated as probable aminopeptidase NPEPL1. Gene Ontology annotation, molecular function: manganese ion binding; metalloaminopeptidase activity. The record is from RefSeq and is a predicted model, not a curated record. Gene Ontology annotation, cellular component: cytoplasm. Gene Ontology annotation, biological process: proteolysis. The transcript is spliced from 7 exons. NCBI's taxonomy places the organism in Eukaryota, Metazoa, Arthropoda, Insecta, Lepidoptera, Cosmopterigidae. The annotation marks the transcript as partial.